AUGGAGGACCGGCCAGGCGGCCGUGAGCGAGCAACGUCGGUUGCACCAGCUUCUCCCUCUCUCGGCACCCACCGGAUGACGUUGUCAGAGGCGAGCGCGGCAGCUGUGGUGGUGGCCGUCGAGACUUCUGCCGCGGCGCAGGCGUCGGCGGCGCAAUGGCGCUCGGGCGAGAAGAGCGAGUCCUCUGGUCGAACCCCUACGCGCGCCCGCGAAGCGCUGGGCUUGGGUCGGCUCUCGUCGCGGGAGGAAGACGCCGUCGCAGAGCCCGACAGCGACCUCACCUCCACAACAACGACGACCACGAAGUCAAAGACGAAGAAGAAGACGAAGAAGAAAGCGAAAGCGAAGGAGCACAGGCGCGAAGACGGUAGCGCAAGGGCGGACGGGGAGAGUAGUGGGGAGAGCUGCGAGGCGCUGACACCGCGAAGCAAAGAAACACAGAAGGAGGGGAAGAAAAAGAAGAAGUCAAAGACCAAGAAGAAGAAUGCCAAGUCUAAAUCGGAGAGGUCAGCAACCGACGAACCGCCAGCAGGAGGUGCAAUGGCGGAACUGCGCCGUGGCCUUCUCGAUCUGCAGCCACAGGCCUCCGAUGAGGUGCGCCCACGUCAUCCCGAUCGAGAGGAAGAAGAAGAAAACAAAGACAAAAGCGAAGACGAAGGGCAAGAAAAAGUCGCCCACAAAAACGAAAAAAAGAAGAAGUCGCGUACAUACGCGGACGACGACGACGAAGCCGAGGCCGAGGAAAGUGAUGAUGACCGGCUGCCGCCCACCGUCUACGUCGACUGCAUCGUGGUGGAGGCGCGCGAUCUGCAGAUCCCGACCUCGACCGGCUGGGGCUUCUUCGGCAGCGGCACCACCACGCCCGCCCUCUACUGCGCCGUACAGUUGGGCAGCGGCACCCAAGAAUUCAGAACGUGGAGCGCCGAGGAGAAGACGCCCGUGUGGAAUGCGGGGCUCACGUUCAUCUACCGACGCACGAUCGACGCCGCGUUGACCGAGGAGGACGACCUGCCCAUGACCAUCGCCGACAACGCCGUGCUCAUCCUCACCGUGCGCAACCGGGCCGGCCGGCUCUUCGCGCAGGAGCUGGCCCUGGGCGAGGCCUACGUGGUGCUCGAGACGCUCGAAGACGAGGCCGUGCACGACGUCUGGCUGCCGCUCCGCCCGCCCGCCAAGACCUGGUCGCUCGAGACCCUGCUGCAGCCGCCUCCCGAGCCGCCCCUCGGCCAAUUGCACAUCAUCCUCCAAAAGUCCCUCCAACCUCAGGCGGGACUGUUGGCGUACUUUGGUAAGCCGUCGCGAGCGAUUCCGCUGCGUGCGCUGCCGGGCGACGUGGUGCUGUUCUCCAACACGGAGCUCGUGCGGCAGACGAUCAAGAUCGUGCAGGGCUCCGAGUGGGACCACAUCGGCCUCGUCGUGCCCAGGCCGGACAACGAGGGCCUGUUUCUGCUGGAGGCGAUCGUGGACGGCGUGCGGAUCUUCCGAUUGGACCACCGGCUCGACUUCUACCGCGAGACGGCCAAGAUCGCCAUACGACGGCUCGAGGUGAACCGAACGCCCGAGAUGCUGCAGGCCUUGACCGACUUUGCCCAGGAGAUCGCGGGCAAGCCCUACUGCUCCCUACUCGACAUCGUCAAAACCUACGGCACUGGAGCGGUGCCGGCGGAGGGGACGUGGUUCUGUUCGCAGCUGGUGGCGGCGGCGUUCCAGCGCAUGGGCAUACUGGCGGCACAGCCGCCGGCGUGGGCCUUCCUGCCGGGCGACUUCGUGGCCGAUCACCCGCCCUCGCACACCCACAACCCGUCGCCCGACGCCGCGCCCCAGGCGCCGCCCAAGCUGCAGCUGCUCCAGGGCCGCCUGUCCGACAUCCUCAUCAGUCCCAUGAAGGGCGCGCCCGACCUGCUCUCAUGA
Messenger RNA from Acanthamoeba castellanii str. Neff, 1911 nucleotides. RefSeq lists its product as uncharacterized. Lineage: Eukaryota; Discosea; Longamoebia; Acanthamoebidae. The transcript has 9 exons. The coding region runs from base 1 to 1911 and encodes 636 amino acids. The record is from RefSeq and is a predicted model, not a curated record.